UGUCUACUGCUUUGAAAUAAUUCAAUUAAUAGAAUUUACUAGAUAAAGCAUACCAUGAUCUGCAAUUACAGAGGUAAUAUACCACAUGGAUGUACAUGGACAACGCCAACCAACACAUCCGGCCUAAUCCAGACACUCUGAUUGGCCGCCUGGGGUUGGGCCACUGUCACGACGUCAUGUUUGACAAAACUCCACAUGAAGCAAACAAUUUAAUCUUCUUUUGUUCUUUUCCAUUCCUUUCCUCUCAUCUGCAAUCCCAUCGUAUAUGAGCCACUCUCAUCUAUCGCAAGGGAUCUCCGAUCAUUUUGAUCUCUAUUACCACACCCAUAGAGCAUUCUCCUUCUCAAUAGCUCUCUCCCUCCCCAUCAUGGCCUGUCCACUCACCGUCAGCAAAUUCGUGGGCACUGUCUCCCUCGGCCUUCUAACCGGCCUCUCCUACUCCGCCUCAACCGUAACCAUUCCAUCUCUAUCCCUCCUGCCCACCUCCGCCAACGCAUCCCGCUCCCUCCGCGAAGUAAAGCGCCUGAACCGCAAACAUGGGCUCCGUCUAACCAACCUCGCCAAUGGCUGCCUCCUCUUCGCAUACUGCGCCUCGCCGAAACAUCGCAAACACCCCUACCUGAUGUGGAUGGUCGCCACUUCCAUUAUGGGCACCUAUGGCGCGGACUACUUCUUCCACCGGUCGAUGGGCUUCAAGGCGUGGGUCCGGAGUUUCGUCCAGGACGUCGGCUGCGCAUCGUUCUGUCGCAAGAACACCCAGAAGAAGGAAGAGGAUCUUGUCGUCGUGGAGGCUGAGGAGAAUGUGAACGGCGAGAGUGUGCAGCGGGAGAUGGAUACGGAGCGGAGGUUCCAGUGCGUGCGCGCUGUUUUCUCGGGCCUUGCGCUUGCGAUGGGUAUUGUUGGACUUUGGGGGGAUAGAAAAUAGAUGGGAAGGGUUUGGUUUGUUUGCAUGGCCAUUGGGGGUUUUCUUUUUUCAUUUGUUAAACUUCUGACUUUGAUGGUGGUUUUGUAUACCUGGGAAGCGGUGUAUCUCCUCUCCGUUUUUUGUUUCUUCUUUGGUUCGCGGCGAUAACUCUAUAAUGUAUGUUAUGUAUAUUGACAGCGCAAUGACAUUGCUGGGACUCAGUGCCGACUGCAGUUUA
Molecule: messenger RNA, 1142 nt
Organism: Aspergillus pseudonomiae
Lineage: Eukaryota; Fungi; Ascomycota; Eurotiomycetes; Eurotiales; Aspergillaceae
Exons: 2
Coding region: 266-925 (219 amino acids)
Biological process (GO): autophagy of mitochondrion
Cellular component (GO): mitochondrion
Source: RefSeq, a predicted model, not a curated record